AAGCCACUCGUGCGGCCCCCUUCCUAUCCAACCACAACCACCGCUACUAGGCCUAGUUUUCCCUCUUCCUCGUCCCAACGGUCACAGUAACAAAAGCGCGGAGAGAGAGAGAGAAAUGAAUUCUUGCGCAUUCUUCGUCAAUUCCACUACCAACACCAUAUCUGUUUUCCCAAUUACCAUUAUCAAACCCGUUGGAUUCAGAAACCGAUGUUUCCUCAAACAAUCCUCAGUCUCAGCAAACCUUUCUAUUUGCAACAACAAAAUGUCCUCGGUUCACUACGACAGUCUCAGAGUUCUCGAAUGGGACAGUCUCUGCGACGCCGUGGCAUCCUUUGCCGGCACUUCCUUGGGCAGCGAAGCCACAAAAGCCCAGCUGUGGUCUCUGAAUCAGACAUACGAAGAGAGCCUGAGGCUUCUGGAGGAGACCAAUGCGGCCGUGGAAAUGCGCAAGCACGGUGGUUGCAGCUUGGACUUCAGCUCCAUCGAUGCAGUUCUUGUGAAAUCUGCUAUCCAACAAGCCCGGAUAAGUUUACAGGUCAAUGGGAAUGAGGCAAUGGCUGUUGCAGCUCUGCUACAGCUAGCCGAGACUUUGCAGUUUAAUCUAAAAGCUGCAAUUAAGGAAGACGCAGAUUGGUAUGGACAUUUCAUGCCUCUCACAGAAGAGAUAAUGGGAUUGGUUAUAAAUCGAUCAUUAGUUAAGUUGAUACAUCAAGUUAUAGAUGAAGAUGGCUCCGUUAAAGACUCUGCGAGUUCAACCCUGAGACGAUCACGCGAUCAGGUGCGGAUGCUCGAGAGAAAGAUAUAUGAUUUAAUGGACAGCCUAAUUAGGAAUGAAAAGAAUGAAACACCAUUUCUGGAAGUGAGUAACAUUGAUGGCAGGUGGUGUAUAAAAUCAGGGGCUGAUCAACUGACAAGUUUUAAGGGUCUACUGUUAUCCAGUGGUUCAGGCAUAGGAAGCAUUGUAGAGCCACUCUCUGCCGUCCCUUUAAAUGAUGAGUUGCAGCAAGCAAGGGCAUCUGUGGCAAAGGCUGAGGCAGACGUGCUUUCAAUGUUAACAGAAAAGAUGCAAAUGGAUCUUGAUGACAUUGAAAAGUUAUUGAAGUGUAUAAUCCGACUGGAUGUGGUCAAUGCUCGAGCAACCUACAGUCUUUCAUUUGGAGGCGCAUGUCCUGAUUUAUUUCUACUGGAAGGCAAAGACGCUUCUACUUCUGUCGUGUACCUAUCAGGGGACAAAAUUUCAAAGACAUCAUACCCCAUUAAGAGGGAAUGGGCAUUGUAUAUGCCAAAAGCUUAUAAUCCUUUAUUGCUUCAGCAGCAUAGGCAAAAUUUGCAGAAGGCCAGGAAGGAUGUCACUAAUGCUACUGCAGAAAUCAGGAGAAAACAGCAAGGUGAGAUUAUGGCACGAAAAGGAGAAACAGAUAUAGAUCUUUCAUCCUUAGAAAUGCAGGUUGCUGCACUUCAACAAGCUCAUCCAGUUCCAGUAGACUUUUUUAUAGACCAUAAAACUCGAGUUUUGGUUAUAACUGGCCCUAAUACCGGGGGCAAAACCAUUUGCUUAAAGACUGUUGGAUUGGCAGCUAUGAUGGCUAAAUCAGGUCUUCAUGUUUUAGCUUCUGAAUCUGUAAAAAUCCCUUGGUUUGAUGCUGUUUUUGCUGACAUUGGGGAUGAACAGUCCUUAUCCCAGUCUUUGUCUACCUUCUCUGGCCACUUGAAACGAAUAAGUGAAAUUCAAUCACACUCAACAAUUCAGUCAUUGGUGCUACUAGAUGAAGUUGGUGCAGGAACAAAUCCCCUUGAAGGAGCAGCUCUGGGGAUGUCAUUACUGGAAUCUUUUGCUGAAAGUGGGGCUUUGUUGACAAUAGCUACAACACAUCAUGGCGAACUCAAAACCCUGAAAUACAGUAAUGAAACCUUCGAAAAUGCAUGCAUGGAGUUCGAUGAAGUCAACUUGAAACCAACUUUCAAGAUUCUCUGGGGAAUACCAGGUUUUCACUAUCACUUUUGGACCUCGUUCAUUUAUGCUGCUACUUUAAAUGCUGUAAUUAACUUAUACUUGGUCAUAACUGAUAUGGAAAGGUUAAAGCAAGAUUUCAAGGAGAAAUUAGAGGAAGCACAACAUCAUCUGAUGCUCUCAAAAGAUCUCUAUGAAAACCUGUUGCUCGCUAGAAGGAAGAUAAUGGAACAUGGAACUGAACAAAGAUUGAGGAAGAUGCGAGAAAUAUCUGAGGCUGCAGCAGUGGCACGUUCUAUUCUUCAUAAGAAAGUGCGACAGCUUCGUGUAUCUGCAAUUCAAUCUUCACAGGCAACUCCAGCUAACAAAAUCCGGCAUACAUUGGCAAUUAAGGGCCAGCAUAAUGCGGCAGAAUACAAUGAACCUCAUGUGGCUUAUAAGAACACAUCCUUUGUUGAAGACAUCAAGCACUCACAGUCAGAGAAGUCUCAGGUUCCCAUGGUUGGUGAUAUGGUGUAUGUUUCUUCUCUUGGGAGGAGGGCGGCAGUUUUAAGAGUGGAGCCAUCUAAAGAUGAAAUAGUAGUUCAAACUGGUAACAUGAAGUUGAAGUUAAAGCUGACUGAGAUUGAGACGUGACUAACAAGGAUUCAUGCAUGUCAUUGUGAAUAAGAAGGUGGGAUCAUAUUGAAGACUAUUUUCAUCACGUGCACUCAAGGUGAGGAACCACUGAAGAAGUGUCAGACAGAGGACCAGAAAGCAAAGAGCUCUGAUUAUUCAAUGAUUCAAGUCAUAUAGUGUAAAGAUAUUCUCAGCUAAAGAAACCCGCAUGCUAGUGGAGACUAGGCGAUGGUUUAGUUUUGAACUCCAACUUCUUGAAGAUACUAAAGAAAAGGAAAGUUUAUAUUAGCUGGUGAAGAUACUUUGACUUCCUGGCAAAUGGAUGGAAGCUAUAAAACUAUGCUUGUUGAGCAUCUCAGGCCACAUUUGGUGUCUUCGACCAUAGAUCCUGAAAUUGGCAUUGGGAUGGUAAGGCCGUUUUGUUGUGAUUGCUGCAUUAUAGGUAAGGCACUUUAUUGGAUAGAUUUAUGAAAGAAAAAGGAGGAAAAGGAAGACUAAUAGUUGUCAUUCACAGUGAUUGAGGGUGCCUUCCUAUUGUAUAUUUGGGAUGGUAUAUUUUUUAGCUAACUUGAGUUUUUUUUUUU
Messenger RNA from Alnus glutinosa, 3153 nucleotides. RefSeq lists its product as uncharacterized. The transcript has 22 exons. Gene Ontology annotation, molecular function: endonuclease activity; ATP hydrolysis activity; mismatched DNA binding. NCBI's taxonomy places the organism in Eukaryota, Viridiplantae, Streptophyta, Magnoliopsida, Fagales, Betulaceae. Bases 116 to 2587 code for a protein of 823 amino acids. Gene Ontology annotation, biological process: mismatch repair; negative regulation of DNA recombination. The record is from RefSeq and is a predicted model, not a curated record.